GUUCAACCGCCGCACAUUGCACAAGCGGCUCUCAGCGUUCUAUCGAUGUCAUCCCCAGCUCAUGCCAGCGGGUGUGAGAUAGAUAUUUAGCUAUAAAACAUGACAGCUCACAAGGUACGCUUUCGAACAUCAACGCACUGUGAUAGAGGACUACCUCAGUUCCUCAUUACCUAACUUGAAGAUGCCUGCAAACAAAUCCUCAUCCGUUGCUCGCCAGCCAUGUGUUCUUCCAUUUUCCAAGCCAACCGCUGAACUAUUCGAGGCUGCGCUUCCCACAUUGAAAGAGGAGUCUAGACAAUGCAUCGAGAAUCUCUUGAGUUACCGUGCACGAUGUACGCAGGUCAAGUUCCCUCGGCGUCAGAGUGCGGCAGUCCUGGUUCCAUUGUUCAUCGGUCGUGCGGGGGACCUGUAUGUGUUACUGAGUCGGCGGUCAGCCAGCUUGAGGCAGUAUGCGGGUGAUACUGCACUUCCUGGAGGAAAGGUGGAUCCCCAAGAUAGUAGUGCUGAGGAUACUGCGAGACGCGAGGCCUUUGAGGAGAUUGGGCUUAUCCCAGACCGGGAACGAGUACCCUUGCUGUGUGUGAUGGAGCCCUUUAUUGCUGGUAACAAGAUGGUAGUAACUCCGGUUGUUGUCCUCAUUCUUGACAACACUAUGCAGCCCAGCCUCAAUCAGUCGGAGGUGACCUCGAUAUUCUCACAACCCCUCGCUUCCUUCCUCACGUCGUCCUUCCCUUUCCACCCAUACCGUGUUCCAGAUCCAUCGGUGCCCUACCACACGACGAUAGAGUGGGAAUGGAGCGGAGGCGGUCGAAUCCGCAUGCAUCGCUUCCUUACCGGACGCGAAGCAGACGGCGUGAAACCUGUGUCUGGGCUUACUGCGAGCAUAUUGAUCUACAUUGCCGUCUGGGGGUACAGACGCGCUCCAGACUUUGAGUUUCAGCCGCCAAACGCGCCUACGCAGGCUCAGCAGAUCGCUUGUGCGCUCCUCACGCCUUCGAGUCCACUACGGUUGGCGUGUGUGCGCGAGGGCAUCGAUACGAAUAUCAUGGCUACCUUCAUCCUGCAUACACUGCAGGAGCUGAACUCUUGGCCUGGUAUGAUUGAGUGGGACAAGAGCGGUCAGGACUGGAGGCUCCCGACGGAGGGACUGAUCUCACAGCGCAUCAACGUCACCAAACAGGAGAAACAUGACAAUGCGGAUGAACACAAGGACAUGCAUAAGGAGAGGCAGGAACGCCGUUGGGAAGUGGGGGAUGGCGCGAAGUCGGGAGCAAGUGAGGACGCAGGGCAACGAAGUGGCCAGAAUAAGCGCAAGGAUGGUGACGCUAAACUCUGAUGCUCAACAGCGAACACACCCUCAUAACUGAUGAUGAUUACAACCCGUUGUAUUAGAACUGGUGUCGUUCAAGUUGCUGGCCACGUGCGCAAGAGUAGACCAUUUAUUAGACACGUUUGUAUUUCUGCAAUAAACUUACUUCGUCUUGCUCAUAGCUAUCACUGUGAGCAGUUUCUUGUUACAUAAA
This is a messenger RNA of Suillus subalutaceus, 1523 nucleotides long. RefSeq names its product NUDIX hydrolase domain-like protein. The record is from RefSeq and is a predicted model, not a curated record. NCBI's taxonomy places the organism in Eukaryota, Fungi, Basidiomycota, Agaricomycetes, Boletales, Suillaceae. Gene Ontology annotation, biological process: coenzyme A catabolic process. Bases 182 to 1336 code for a protein of 384 amino acids. The transcript is spliced from 8 exons. Gene Ontology annotation, molecular function: coenzyme A diphosphatase activity; acetyl-CoA hydrolase activity.